Molecule: messenger RNA, 699 nt
Organism: Prorocentrum cordatum
Lineage: Eukaryota; Dinophyceae; Prorocentrales; Prorocentraceae
Source: the annotation of a GenBank genome assembly
AUGUCGCGGGCCGUCUGCGAGCUGGACCCGCGGCCAGAUUGCGUCCUGGUGGACGGUUGCAACCGGCCACCCGAGCUAUUGCGCAAGGGCGAGCAGUGGACGCGUGGAACUAAGGCCUCGGAGAUGGCGAGGGCGGACGCGAAGCAGCAGAGGCUGGGCAGCUUUUUCAAGGCGGCUCCGCGGCCAGCGGGGCUUUCUGGCGAAGGCGCCGACAGCCCGUGGAGGCCGAGGCUCGUGGAGAACGUGAUCGAGGGUGACGGCCGCGUGCCCUGCAUCUCCGCGGCCUCGGUGCUGGCGAAGGUCCAGCGCGACAGGUUGAUGAAGAAGUUGCACGAGGAGUACCCGCAGUUCGGCUUCGCGGAGCACAAGGGGUACGGGACGAAGUCCCACCUGGAGGCCAUCGAAGCUCACGGGCCUUGCCCCGCGCAUCGCCGAAGUUUCGGGCCUCUGAAGGAGGCGUUGGCUUGCGUCACUGGCGAGCUCAAGGAGCCCGGCCAGCGGCUGCUGCAGAGCCUCGGGCUGGCGGCCCCGGCCACCGACGAGUGCCGCUCGCCGCCCGCCGAGGCGGGCAUCCUGGGGACGCCCGAGCGGCGCGGCAAGCUGGCAGAGGGGGUCUCGGCCAGCAAGGGUGCGCCCGCGCGCCUGGCGGGCCCCGGCGCUGCGAAGGACGGCCGCCAGGCCUCCCAGGCGGGCGCCUGA